AUGUCAUCUCUUACUCCUGGCCAUGUCCUUCAAGGCGCUCGUUGGAACUACCGCGUCCUAGAACCUAUUAAAGGAGACAGCACGCACAUUUCCACCAUUUUUAAGGCCCAGAUCGUUCCACGUGAAUGCGUCGUCCCCGAAGUCCCCAAAUGGGCUUUGAUCAAAGUAGCAUUGCCUGGCGAUGAAAUUGCCACUAAGAACAUGCAACAAUGGUUAGAUGCCACUCUCGCAGAGGUGAAAUACUGUCCUGAUAUGCGUAUCUACUCCCUUAUCAAGUCCUUUUUAAGAGUAGCGUUCACAAGUUGUGUCGUUCUCGAGAACUACGAAUAUGUGAAUACAGACUAUAAACCCGCUAAUAUCCUACUCUCCGGUAUCCAGACUGACCGUGUCAUUGCUAAAGUGGGGGACUUAGGACUCGUUGUCCCGAUCGGCAAACUUAUUAACGCCCAACCAUAUGCUAUGCGUGCCCCUGAAGUCUUCCUAGGCAAAGCGUGCACUGAGCCAUCGCAGGUCUGGGCUGUUGCCGCGAUGUUACUUUGCUGGAUCAAACCUGGUGUGUUAGGGGCAUGGGGUAGCCCCUUUCUUUUGCUUGACGAGGCUUGGCCUAUAGCAAAGAUACAGCGGCUCUUUCCCGACUGGGAGAUCUCGGCGCCUGAGACGGACCUUCUUAAUGUUACAGUGAAAUCUGCCCGAUCUUUAAGUGAAAGGGUGCCAGAACUACAAGCGAUCCUACCUCUGGAUGAAGAGACGAAAAAGGUGGAGAUGCCGCAGCAGUUAAGAGAUCUUCUUCGUUUCAUUCUGGUACCUGAUCCGAAAUUAAGGCCCUCCGCUUCAUCUGUGCUUGCAUCUAGUGAAUUUCGAGAGUUCGAAAAUUAUGUGAGCGAGUAA
This is a messenger RNA of Penicillium mononematosum, 888 nucleotides long. RefSeq lists its product as uncharacterized. The coding region runs from base 1 to 888 and encodes 295 amino acids. Gene Ontology annotation, biological process: protein phosphorylation; intracellular signal transduction. The record is from RefSeq and is a predicted model, not a curated record. Gene Ontology annotation, cellular component: nucleus; cytoplasm. NCBI's taxonomy places the organism in Eukaryota, Fungi, Ascomycota, Eurotiomycetes, Eurotiales, Aspergillaceae. The transcript is spliced from 5 exons. Gene Ontology annotation, molecular function: protein serine/threonine kinase activity; ATP binding.